Molecule: messenger RNA, 2643 nt
Organism: Oncorhynchus tshawytscha (Chinook salmon)
Lineage: Eukaryota; Metazoa; Chordata; Actinopteri; Salmoniformes; Salmonidae
Product: ATP-binding cassette sub-family E member 1
Exons: 19
Coding region: 209-2008 (599 amino acids)
Biological process (GO): translational initiation; translational termination; ribosomal subunit export from nucleus
Molecular function (GO): iron ion binding; ATP binding; ATP hydrolysis activity
Source: RefSeq, a predicted model, not a curated record
GGACGUCGCUAAACUUUACGCAUGGGAGCGCCAUUUUUCUCCCGGCGUUCUGUCCCUGUUGUGAACACGUUGUUUAAUAAAACACCGUAGUAAAACGACACUUUAAAACCAAAAAUAUCAUACCUGGAGGAUAGAAACACCCGAAGAGUGUUUCUGGUACUCUGGGGAGGGAUUCUGCUCCGCCAAGUUUUGACAAGAGGCAGGCAGAAUGUCGGAGAAAAACACCAGAAUCGCCAUUGUGAAUCAUGACAAAUGCAAGCCAAAGAAAUGCCGGCAAGAGUGCAAAAAGAGUUGCCCUGUGGUUCGGAUGGGCAAACUGUGCAUAGAAGUCACAGCUCAGAGCAAAAUUGUGUGGAUUUCCGAAUCGCUCUGUAUCGGUUGUGGCAUCUGUGUCAAGAAAUGUCCAUUUGGGGCCUUGUCUAUUGUCAACUUGCCAAGCAACCUCGAGAAAGAGACAACUCACAGAUACUGUGCCAACUCCUUCAAGUUGCAUAGAUUACCCAUUCCCAGACCUGGAGAGGUUCUGGGACUUGUGGGCACCAACGGAAUCGGGAAAUCUACGGCGCUGAAAAUUCUGGCUGGAAAACAGAAGCCUAACUUGGGGAAGUUCGAUGCUCCACCAGACUGGCAGGAGAUCCUGACCUACUUCCGUGGCUCUGAGCUCCAGAACUAUUUUACCAAGAUCCUGGAGGAUGACCUGAAAGCCAUCGUCAAGCCCCAGUACGUUGACCAGAUCCCCAAGACUGUCAAGGGGACUGUGGGCUCCAUUCUGAGCAGGAAAGACGACUCCAAGACUGAGACCAUCGUCUGUGAGCAGCUUGAUCUGACUCAUCUCAGGGAGAGGAAUGUGGAGGACCUAUCAGGAGGAGAGCUGCAGCGCUUUGCCAUCGCUGUGGUCUGCAUCCAGAGAGCAGACAUCUUCAUGUUUGACGAGCCGUCCAGUUACCUGGAUGUUAAGCAACGUCUAAGAGCUGCCGUCACCAUCCGCUCCCUCAUCUCCCCAGACAGAUACAUCAUAGUCGUGGAACACGACCUGAGUGUGCUGGACUACCUGUCUGACUUCAUCUGCUGUCUGUACGGAGUGCCCAGCGCCUAUGGAGUGGUCACUAUGCCCUUUGGAGUUAGAGAAGGCAUCAACAUCUUCCUGGACGGCUAUGUGCCCACGGAGAAUCUGCGCUUCAGGGAGAUAUCGCUGGUGUUCAAGGUGGCGGAGACGGCCAACGAGGAGGAGAUCAAGAGGAUGUGCCACUACCAGUACCCCCACAUGAAGAAGAACAUGGGAGACUUUGCCCUGGAGAUCCUGGAAGGAGAGUUCACUGACUCUGAGAUCAUGGUCAUGCUGGGAGAGAAUGGGACGGGCAAAACCACGUUCAUCAGAAUGCUGGCUGGCCGUCUGAAACCAGAUGAAGGGGGGGAAGUGCCUAUCCUGAACGUCAGCUACAAACCCCAAAAGAUCAGCCCCAAAUUCAAAGGUAGUGUGCGGGCUCUGCUCCAUGAGAAGAUCCGAGACGCCUACACUCACCCCCAGUUUGUGACUGACGUCAUGAAGCCUAUGCAGAUUGAGAGCAUCAUCGACCAGGACGUCCAGAACCUGUCUGGAGGAGAGUUGCAGAGGGUGGCCAUGGCCCUGUGUCUGGGGAAACCAGCUGAUGUCUACCUGAUAGACGAGCCCUCCGCCUACCUGGACUCUGAGCAGCGUCUCGUGUGUGCCAAGGUCAUCAAAAGAUUCAUCCUCCACGCCAAGAAGACUGCGUUUGUGGUGGAGCACGACUUCAUCAUGGCCACCUACCUGGCUGACCGCGUCAUUGUGUUUGACGGUAUUCCCUCACGAAGCACCGCUGCCAACACGCCACAGACCUUACUCGCAGGGAUGAACAAGUUCCUAUCACAGCUGGAGAUAACGUUCAGGAGAGACCCCAACAACUUCCGACCAAGGAUCAACAAGAUGAAUUCCAUAAAGGAUUGUGAACAGAAGAAGAGUGGGAACUACUUCUUCCUGGACGACUAAAGGACCAAACCCUCCCGCCAUCAGAGAGACCUCCAUGUCCAUCCUCCUCAAGCCCUGACACCUGUAUGGCUGUUCCAGUACCCACACUAGCAUUCCAUGCUACAUUGCUCCAUUCUAAGUGAUGUUAGUGUAGGUAUUUGGAACGUAGCCCUACCCUACUGGCCCCCCCUUGGGCCGAUGGCUUAGAGACCCAACCUGGGUGGACCACCAGAGUCAUUCGUACGCGUGCACACACAGGGUGAGUUUGUUUUGCAUUGCCUGGUGCACUGGGGUUUACAUAUUAGACCAUUGGUCCUAAAGUGAAAUCUUCAACCACCCGUGUGCACAGGGCUAUGCAAAACAAACUCGCCCACACACACCUACCUUUGGGAGCCAAAGGAGUGUUUUAUCAAAGAGUCAUUCAAUUCAUGUAAUUUUAAAAUAGUAUCUUAUGAAUAAACACCAUUUCCUGAGUAUGGUGGAGUUUUUUUAAAAGUGAAAUUGUGGGUUGUCCACAAGAGAGCAGCAGACUACUGCAGUUUGUUGGUUCUCCAUCAGAAAAUGGACAUCUGAAGUAAUACAUAAUCUAUUUACUGGAAUUAAAGGCAAUGUACCUUCAUAUUCUGCGGUUCAACAAUUAAAAGCGUCUCUAUACA